This is a messenger RNA of Misgurnus anguillicaudatus (oriental weatherfish), 4502 nucleotides long. RefSeq lists its product as uncharacterized. Lineage: Eukaryota; Metazoa; Chordata; Actinopteri; Cypriniformes; Cobitidae. Gene Ontology annotation, molecular function: GTP binding. The record is from RefSeq and is a predicted model, not a curated record. Gene Ontology annotation, cellular component: membrane.
GAGCUCCUUUACCUGUAAAUUUACAUGUGAGAGUCGACUGCUGUGUUAUGCUGCGUUGCAUUGGCAUUAGAUAUAAAGUUAUACUGCUAUCACUAUAUCCGAAACGUGUUGUUUGUUCAGAAUGGAUGGAAAGCUAUCUAAGGAGAACAUCAGGGGUUUACUGGCCCCGUGGAGGUUCACUCUCAUGAACCCUGGGAUCGAAGAAAGGCUGCUGUUGGCUAUGCAACUCUUUGAGCGAUUUCCUUUAGAUAUAACUGUGACUGGAGGAACCCACGAAGCCAACGCACAACUCUGUUCUGUGGUCUGUGGUCUGGACCAAAACCAGAAAAUGGAAGAGGAGAAUGAGGAAAAUGAGGAGAGUGAAGAAGAUGAUGAGGAGGAUGAUGACGACGAUGAUGAGGAAGAUAAUGGAGACGAAGAAGAGGAAGAUGCAAAUGCAAAUGAUGAAGAUGCUAAACGUCAAGACAGUAAGAAAAAGCGUGUGAGGAUAGCAGAAAAAGCUGAGUAUAUGGGGUGGGGUGUUUCUUAUUUUGACUCGAUGGUUUCGCACAGUCAAAUUCCCAACGUUCGUGUCAAGACAGUACACGGCCAUCCGAUUUCCAAUUGUGUUAUCAAUACGAAAAGCCAGCUGUACGACUCAACCAACUUUGAUGUUCUGGUGGCCCUCACGACAGAAGAGCGCAGGGAAGACCACACAUGGCUCAGGAUAGAGCUGCGCGAUAGAAAUAAGCCUUUCUAUCUGGUGAAAGCCCAGCAGGUGUGGGAUGUGGUCGAUGAGAAACCCUCCGGGCCGUGCUUGACCUGCGCCUGGGAGCGAAUGAGAGCUCGCAAACUGGAGUUGCAAAAAAGAGAAAAAGAAACCUUUGGAGAGACGUUGAAAUUAAAAGAUCAAAACCAGAGUCCUUCAGAUGCAGUGAAGUUGGUGGAGAUGAAGGAUAUUGGUGAGGUGUUCGCUAAAGCCCUGCCUGAUCUGCAGAAGACGGCUUUUAGUCAGUUCUUGGUGGCGAUCACGAAAGAGCUUUGGACUCCUAAAUUCAUAACCGCUGACCCACAGAUUGUGGUCUCCACGGCUUUGAAGUAUGGAAAGAUAAACAAGGACGACCUUGAUAAGAUAUCCAGACUCUCACAUCCUAGAGAUGUCACAGACGAUCCCUCCAAGCUUCUGGCGAUCCUCAGAGCCCUCGAUGACUUCCGCUUGGAUAUCGGUGUUUUGGGUGAGACGGGCUGUGGUUCCUCCAGCCUGAUCAAUGCCCUCUUGGGCAAGAAGAACGACGAGGAACAAUCUGCCCCGACUGGUGCUACUGAAACCACUGAAGUGGCAACGAAAUAUCUCUGUCCUGAAUUGUCCAACAUCUAUCUUGUGGAUCUUCCUGGCUUCGGAAAGAUAGGUGGGCUCAAUGGUCAAUCCUUGGCAUCCAGUUACAGUGAAGCUCAGGUUGCACCAUCUGCACUUGCUUUGUGUGAUGUGUACAUACUGUUGUCUCCUUUAAGACUCAAAUUGGGUAUCGUACAGUUACUGCAGCAGUUGUCCUCAAGGAAGAAAGAGUGUUAUUUGGUGAUCACCAUGGCAGACCUGAUUGAGGAAAAGUUUAUCGUGCAGGUCAGGGAAUGGGCUGAAGGUGUCUUGAAGGAACUGGGUCUCAAGCAGAACUUGUUUUUGGUUUCUGCCCACCAUCCAGAAACCUUGGACUUCCCCAAACUAAAGGAGACGAUACAUAAAGCCAUACCAAACCAAAAGAAAGUCGCUCUUGCUAGAUAUGCAGCAAAGCUACUGGAUGAAGAUGUAUUCUGGAGUAGAUCUGAUUCAUGCAAAUCUAUGUAACUUUUGCACCGACACAUAGUACCCUGGUAUUGGGUAUUUGCCAUGCUAAUACAAUGAUAUUUUAAAUGGCAUGUAAAUUCUCUAUAGUACUGUACUAUAUAGCAGUGGCGAGGCUACAUAAGGGCCAGGGUGGCACUGGCCCACUCAGCUUGACGGCUGGCCCACCCAGUCAGAAGAGACAAAAAAUAUUUUGGUGGAAAAGUCGGGAAAAAAAACACAUAAAUUAUAAUAAUAAUCUCUCAAAUAUGCAUUAUUCAGAAAUAAAUUAUUAUUUAUAUAGAAAGCUCAUCAUUUGCAUGUGUUUCUAAACCUUGCAAAUUCUAACAUUCAAGCGAUUUUAGUUAAAAUGAGCGCAGACGCACACACAUACUCAUAAGAGCAAGCACGGAGACACGCGUUUCAAAAAGCAUGCAAACACGGCUCUCUGCGCUUAACAGGACACAUACACGCAAAAUUAUCUCGAACAGUCUUGGCAAGUAUUCUCAUAAAAACAAACAGUUCAGAAAGAAAUCAGAUGUGCGUCAGUAUACUGUAAGGAUCCGUGCUUAUUCGGUCUUAAAGUGGCAGUACCCUAAAAAAAAAUCUGUUUAUGUUUGUGUCAUUAUGUAAAUAAAACAACAGAAGACAAAAGGAAAAUCACUUCUGUAGCUUUAAAAAGAUUCAUUUAAUUUAAAGAAUGAAGAAGACAGUGUUACUAUUCAUUUAUUCUUUAUUUGUAACUUUGUUCUUUUCUAUUUUAUAUGCUUACAAUUUCUUGUUUAAUUAUGUAAUUUGAGAGAAGGCAUUGAGGUCCACCCUAUUUCACCGAGGUCCACUUAGUUCAAAAUUUCUGGCCUCGCCACUGCUAUAUAGUAAAGUGUAGUAAAAAUUCAAAUAUUAUUUAAGACUAAAAUUUACUUAUAAGUAUAUAUAUUCUCACGCUUUUCAAGAUCAUGUUUUAUUUGGUGGGUUUAUCUGUUUGAACAGUAGCAGCUUGUGACUGCUCUUUCGAGGGGCGCACAUUCAAAAUAAGUGUUCGGAGUGUCAUGUGUGUUGCUCGUGUUUUCAAAAUAUGUGGUUGUUGCAUCAUGUGAACCAUGUCCCUCACAUGUUUUGUCAAAAUAAGUGCCUGCUGCACACGCGUCAAAAUCGUUUAUGGUAAAAGAGACACUCUCUUUUAUCAUAAACCCUUUAGAAGCGUCUGCAGCAGGCACUUAUUUUGACAAGACACGUGAUGCACAUAGGAUCGCUCGACACGCAGAACACAUAUUUUGAUAUUACGAACCACACACAUGACGGACUACAUUCAUUUUGUGACGAACUUCACAUUGUACGCCCUCGAAAAAGUCACCGGGCGCCACUGUGACUAAGGUUGAACAUUACUCUUUAAACAUGUUUUCAUACCUGCAUGACUGCCAUCCUGAUCCUGCCCUUAUACAUGAAGCAUACUUGCAUGUGCUGUUAUUAAUACUAUUGUUAUUUUUCAUUACAUCAAAUUCCUGCAAAUGUUACUUAUACAUUUUCUGUCUUACAAGCUUAACUUAUGACGUUUCAGAUUUAAUGUACACUCAGAUGCACUCUAACAAAAUUAUUUGCUGCCUUAAAUUUUUAAGUUUAAUCAACUCAGAUAGUUUAUUUUAACUUACUAUUAUUUAUCUUGACAAGAGAUGAGUUGUUAUAACUUAUAAAAUAAAGUUGAAAUAAGUCAACUUCAUUUUAUAAGUUAAAACAACUCCUCCCUAGUCAAGAUAAAUAAUAGUAAGUUGAAAUGAAGUUGACUAAACAAAAAAAAAGGGGUCCCUGGAGUACAUAUGUGAAGUUCUAGCUCAAAAUACCAUAUACACGUAGAUAAUUUAUAAAUUAUAACAUGUUAAAAUUGCCACUUUGUAGGUGUGAGAAAAAUGUGUCGUUUUGGUGUCCUUUAAAAUGCAAAUGAGUUGAUCUCCGCACUACAUGGCAGUGCCAUUAUUGGAUAGUGCAGAUUAAUGAGCGGUAUUAUUAUAUAGAAAAGGUCAGAUUUUCAUGAUAUGUUACAUUUUAAGGCAUGCAGCAAAUAAUUUUUUACAGUGUGGGUCCCAAGAAACGGUCCCAAGUUGUCACCAUGGGGCAGUUGCUACUCCUUUAAAAUGUCCUAAUACAUACCAAUAAGGUAAUUAGUAUUACUUUAAAGGAACUAAUUUGUAAUGUUGUAAUGUGUACUUUUUAAAAGGGUACCACCCGUGUCCAACUCGGGACCAUUUUUCUGACAGUGUACUGAAACACACUUAAAAGAGAUACUUAUGGGACACAGUUAUGUAUAUUAAAUAAUAUAUAUUAUUAAAGACAGGAAUUAUUCACACUGACCCAACAAACACCAACAUUCUGACUUAGAUUAAAGUGAUUUUUGGUGUUUGAUGGAUCAGUGUCACUUUUGGUGUUCUGAGUAUUGCUGUGCAGUUGCUAGGGUACUCUGGUGGUUGCUAGGGCAUUGCUAUAUAGUUGCAAAUGUGUUCUAAUUAGGAAGAAUGUUUUUUAAACUAUAAAAAAACAAAUAAAUUGUUAUUUUAAAUACCUUUGACUAAAUGGUUCUUCUAUGGCAUCGCAAUGAAGAACUUUUUAAGUACCUUGAUUUUUUUAGAGUGUUGCUAAGUGGUUGCUAGGGUGUACUGGAUGGUUGUUAGUCUAUAUACCUUAUUUCAAAUAAAUAUUCUGUUUUCUCCUU